AUGAUCUCACGGUCGGCGAUUGGACGACACGCACAGCUUGCUGUUCGCAGGCAAUGCUGUGCUCAGCCAGCUAAUCGUCGCGGCCUUGCUGCCGUUUCCUCCGGAUCAACCUCAUUCUCAUACGAAUCAUCUGAUGUGGCCGGAGUCAAGGUUGCAAGCAGAGAUGUUGCUGGAGCUACCACAAAGCUCGCUGUCGUUGCCAAAGCUGGUACCAGAUAUCAGACUGCACCAGGUUUGACAUCAGGGUUAGAGCGAUUCGCAUUUAAGAACACAUUGAAACGAUCCGCCCUUCGUAUCUGCAGAGAAUCUGAGCUUUUGGGCGCACAAUUGAACGCUUACCACACCCGUGAGGCACUCGUCGUGGAAGCCAAGUUCCUCCGGGAAGACUUACCAUACUUUACCGAACUCCUUGGUGAAGUAAUCUCAGCUACAAAGUAUACCCCCCACGAAUAUCACGAGGAAAUCGAGCACCAGAUCAAAUUAAGCCAAAAGAAGCUCCUUGGAAGUGUAUCCGACCUUGCUAUCAACUCUGCACACGGCAUCGCAUUCCAUAGAGGACUCGGAACGCCUCUCUUCCCGUCUUCAUCUACACCUCUUACGAAAUACUUAAGCUCGGACUCCGUUAACGAGUUUUCAAACCAAGCAUACUCGAAACCGAAUAUCGCUGUUGUUGCAAACGGUGCCAGCCAGGCAGAUUUGUCGAAGUGGGUAGGAGAAUUCUUCACAGGUACUCAUGCUGGACAGGGUCUUUCCGGUCCUGGUGCGACCAAAUAUUAUGGCGGUGAGGAACGCAUUGCCCAUGAUUCGGGUAAUUCAUUCGUUAUCGCUUUCCCUGGAUCCAGCUCUUUCACCGCAGGAGGAUCAUACAAGCCUGAAUUCUCCGUCCUUGCGUCUCUUUUUGGUGGAAAAUCUAGCAUUAAGUGGUCUACCGGUUUCUCAAUCUUAUCCAAGGCUGCAUCUUCAUUUCCAGGAGCCAGCGCCACAGCUACUAACUUUGCUUACUCUGAUGCUGGACUUCUGGCACUUCAAUUCAAUGGUUCUGCAUCUGCUGUCAGAUCAGCUGCUAUUGAGGCGGUUAGAGCUCUCAAGGCGAUUGCUGGAGGUGCCAUCAGCCAAGAAGAUUUUACAAAGGCUGUCGCCAAUGCUAAAUACAACGCAUUAGAAGAAGGUCAAAAUGUUGAGGCUGGUCUUGUCUUGACUGGCUCUGGUCUUGUUCACGGCGGUAAGGCAUUCCAAAUUGAUGAAGUUGGUAAGAAGGUCGAAUCAGUUAGCAUUGAGAAGUUGAAAUCGGCUGCCAAGACGAUAUUGGAGGGCAAAGCUACAGUUUCGGCAGUUGGUGAUCUUUACGUUCUUCCUUAUGCAGAGGAGCUUGGUCUUUCCGUAUAG
Messenger RNA from Sclerotinia borealis F-4128, 1386 nucleotides. Lineage: Eukaryota; Fungi; Ascomycota; Leotiomycetes; Helotiales; Sclerotiniaceae. The record is from the annotation of a GenBank genome assembly.